Molecule: messenger RNA, 1554 nt
Organism: Clavispora lusitaniae ATCC 42720
Lineage: Eukaryota; Fungi; Ascomycota; Pichiomycetes; Serinales; Metschnikowiaceae
Gene: INO1
Product: inositol-3-phosphate synthase
Biological process (GO): inositol biosynthetic process; phospholipid biosynthetic process
Cellular component (GO): cytoplasm
Molecular function (GO): inositol-3-phosphate synthase activity
Source: RefSeq, a predicted model, not a curated record
AUGUCUGUCGAUUUCAACACCAACGCUGUCUCCAAAGAUGGAGCACUUUACACCAAAUUCACCUAUGAGUCUGCCACGGUGGAAAAACAAGCCAACGGCAAGCUUUCCGUCACUCCUACUGCGACAGAAUACGAGUUCAAAGUGGACUUGUCGGUGCCUAAAACAGGUUUGAUGCUCGUUGGAUUGGGCGGAAACAACGGAACUACUAUGGUUGCAGCCACUUUGGCCAAUAAGCACAAUAUCUCUUUCGAAAACAAAGAAUGUGUGGUCAAGCCAAACUACUACGGCUCUGUGACACAAUCUUCCACCAUCAAGCUUGGUGUGGACAAGGAGGGCAACGAUGUGUACGCUCCAUUCAACUCCAUUUUGCCUUUUGUUCAUCCUAACGAUUUGGUUAUUGGAGGAUGGGACAUUUCCAAGUUGCCAUUGGACAAGGCCAUGAAGAGAGCCAAAGUGUUGGACCACGACUUGCAAAGACAGUUGGUUCAGCACAUGGACAAGAUUGUCCCAUUGCCCUCUGUGUACUAUCCGGAUUUCAUUGCCAUGAACCAAAAGGAAAGAGCAGACAACGUAUUCAAUGUGGACAAAGAAGGCAAUGUCACCACUGGUGACAAGUGGAAGGAUGUAGAACGCAUCAGAAGUGACAUUCAAAAAUUCAAAAAAGAAAAUGGCUUGGACAAGGUUAUUGUCUUGUGGACUGCCAACACAGAAAGAUACUCUGACAUUUUGAGUGGAGUCAAUGACACAGCAGACAACUUGCUCAAGGCUAUUAAGGAUAACCAUGAUGAGGUCUCUCCUUCUACUGUUUUCGCCGUGGCAUGUAUCUUGGAGCAGGUUCCAUAUAUCAACGGAUCUCCGCAAAACACUUUUGUUCCUGGUGCCAUUGAGUUGGCAGAAAAGCACCAAAGUUUCAUUGGCGGAGACGACUUCAAAAGUGGCCAAACCAAAGUGAAGUCUGUUUUGGCCCAAUUCCUCGUGGAUGCCGGUAUCAAGCCUCUUUCCAUCGCAUCGUACAACCAUUUGGGAAACAACGACGGAUUUAACUUGUCUGCGCCUAAACAGUUCAGGUCCAAGGAAAUUUCCAAGCAGUCUGUUGUGGACGACAUGAUUGAGUCCAACGAAAUCUUGUACAAUGAAGAAACGGGCAACAAAGUGGACCACUGCAUUGUGAUCAAGUACUUGCCAGCUGUCGGAGACUCGAAAGUUGCCAUGGACGAAUAUUACUCGGAAUUGAUGUUGGGCGGGCACAACAAAAUUUCCAUCCACAAUGUCUGUGAAGAUUCGUUGUUGGCGACACCUUUGAUUAUUGAUUUGGUGGUGAUGACAGAGUUUUUCCAAAGAGUGACAUACAAGAAGGUUGGCAGCGAUAAGUACGAGAGCUUCUACUCUGUCUUGACAUUGUUGAGCUACUGGUUAAAGGCACCUUUAGCCAAGCCUGGCUUCAAGGCCAUCAAUGGCUUGAAUAAGCAAAGAUUGGCUGUGGAAAACUUGUUGAGAUUGUUGGUCGGAAUGCCUAUCAACAACGAGUUGAGAUUUGAAGAGAGAUUGGUUUGA